Molecule: messenger RNA, 995 nt
Organism: Leptomonas pyrrhocoris
Lineage: Eukaryota; Euglenozoa; Kinetoplastea; Trypanosomatida; Trypanosomatidae
Exons: 1
Coding region: 159-995 (278 amino acids)
Source: RefSeq, a predicted model, not a curated record
GAUCACACGACGUUACACCGCGGCACGGGCUUUUCCGUUUCUUCUCACCUGCAGUAAACCUUUGCCCUGCGCACACACACCUUCUUACCCUCCCUCUCUCACCCGCAUCCACAUACAUACCCUCUCCCCUAGAGCACGCAGUUUUAUUUCCCUCAGCCAUGCAGGAUAACAUGCGCACCAUGAACGAGCCUCUGUCGGAGGUGAGUUCCAUGCGUCCGUCGCGCCGCCCGUCCUCGAUCUACCGCCGCAAGUCCAGCAUCGCGGGUCACAAGGUGCUCUACAUCCCGUUCCGCGAGCGCCUCUUCAUCAUCCUCGCCGCGGUCAUCCAGGUGAUCAUUCUCGCUUUGCUCAUCGCCUCUGCAACCACGGACGUGUUCGAGGUGGACGGCACCCGCGCCAUCGAGAGCGGUGCGAACCUCACCCACGUCACCACUGCCCUCGGUGUCACCGUGACGGCGGGCUCAAAGCCGUUCUGCUACUCCCUGUGGGGUGCUCGCCACUGCGGCAAGACAGAGUUCCACACCGAGAAGUGGUACGCGGCCCGCGGUGCCGCGCAUAAGGGCUUCCCGUCGCCCGUCUCCCAGACCAUGAUGCUUGGCGCCGCAGCCUUUGCCGUGCUCGCCGCAUGCUACUCCUUCCUCAACCUCUGCGGCAUCGUGGUCGUGGUCUUCCUGCAGGACUACACCGCCGUGCUGUGCGCGUGGUCCUUCUCGGUGUGGAUCACCAUCCUCAUCUCCUGGGCCCUGAGCGUCGGCGUGUAUGCGCGUGGCAUGACCACCAUGCCCAGCUCCACCAUCCCCGGGCGGCUGGUGCACGUGAAGGACUACUGCAGGUUCACCACCUCCUUCGGCCUCACCAUGGCCUGCUUUGCCCUGCACGCCUUCCAGUUCGCCUUCACCGUCGUGUACGAGCGCAUGUUUGCGAAGCGCAUGAGAGCGCUCGUGAAGGAGCAGAAGCAGCUGACCGCGGAGGUCCACGAUCACGCCGAGGAGUAA